GUACCAUAAAAAUCGUUUCAGUGAGAGUUUGCGAUCCCGCGGGUACGGUCGAAACUAACGGGAUUUUCGAUUAUUCAGCCGUUACCCGUUUCCGCUUCGCGUUUCGCGUUAGGCGUUUUGGCAUUUAGCGUUCGGCGUUCUGCGUUCCGUUGCAUGCAAAAGCUGGUCACAAUCAAAAUAAUAUUGGAGAGAAUCGUUUAAUUGUUGCGAGUGUUACAUCAAUUCAUUGAAAUGUGAAACGCUUCAGAGUGUGUCUAUUGAAAUUGCGUAUACUACGCGUAAAUUAUACAAAAUAGAAAACAAACAAAAAGAGACGAAAACCCGAAUCUCCAAACUUAAAACGUGUCGCGUUUCAUGAGCGUUUUUUUGGUGCGUUUAUUGUCGCGUGUGCCGCGCUAACUCUGCACGUUCCUAGCUGGCAAAAUCCUCGACGGAAAAUUUGUAAAUGGACGCAAAUAAAAAUGUCAAAUUAAAUCAAAUCAAUAUAUGCGCAAAUAAGCCAGGCCAAUAACAACAACAACAACAACAACAAAUGAUUGUGGUGUGCGUGUGUGCAAGUCUGUAGAGCCCGAAAGUAGGCAACGAAAGCUGCCCGCCACAUCGCCAGCAACAGCAGCAGCUCCACUUCGCAAACAAGCUGCUCUAUAGCCAUUCUCCAGAGCAGACAAACACAGGCAGACAAACAUACACACACAACAUCACACACAUAUACACGCUCACAAUCACUGGCACAAUCAAAGAGCGCGGCAACCAUGUGCUUGGCUGUCAGCUGCCUGUUGUCCCUGCUGCUCUGCCUCGUCCUGCCCGCGUCCAACGCACUUGCAGCGGCAGCAACACGUGCUCGCGUCAGCUCCUCCACGACAAUGACACGAAAUAUUGAGGAAGAGAACGCUUUACUUAAUCUGUUGGCUGGUCCGCCCGUGCUCUCCGAAUCCAUAAUUGGCACAAUGGGACGACUGCCCUGCAAUGUGACCCCGCCCAUUUACGAGGAUCGUGUGGCUCUGGUCAUUUGGUAUAAGGUCGGACUCAAAACGCCCAUCUAUAGCGUGGACACACGCGACUCGAACUUUGCGCAGGGCACGCACUGGUCGGAUGAAACGUAUCGGGAGCGACUCUCCUUUCACGUGGAAGGACGUGCCGGCACGCUGACCAUCAAGUCAACGGCUGAGGAGGAUACGGGCGAGUAUCGCUGUCGCGUCGACUUCCAGAAGAGCCCCACACGCAACUCCAAAGUGAAUUUAACUGUCAUAACACCACCGGAGUCCAUCAUCAUACUGGACAGCAAGGGAGCCACCAUCAAGGAUCAUACGCUGGGGCCCUACAAUGAGGGCUCCAGUGUGAACGUCACGUGCGUGGCCAUUGGCGGUCGACCACAACCGAGGGUUACCUGGUGGCACGGCAACACAAUGUUCAAUAGCUCCGGCCUGGGCCAUCCGCUGUCGGAGCGACGUGUGGGCAAUGUGCUAUCGCUGGCCAAGCUGAAGCGCAAGAAUCUUCACAUGCAGCUGACGUGCCGGGCGGAGAACAAUAAUUUGACAACGCCAAUUAUCAGCAGCAUCGUCCUCGACAUGAACUUGCGUCCCCUGAUUGUCAAGCUGCAGGGUGAGAAUCGUCCGCUUUCGGCGGAGAACUCUUAUCAGCUCAGCUGCGUAGUCAUCGGCUCACGUCCAGCGCCAACGAUUACCUGGUGGAAGGGCAGCACACCCAUGAAGAAUACGCACGAAAUCGCCAAUCCUGAUGGUAAUAUGACCACAUCGGUGCUGACAUUCACGCCCACCAUCGACGAUCGCGGCAAGUUUCUGUCCUGCCGCGCUGAGCAGAGCAUGAUACCUGAGUCGGGCAUGGAGGAUGGCUGGAAAUUGGACAUCUAUCAUAUACCCGUUGUCAGCCUGGAGCUGGGCACGAACUCGCUGAAUGCAACGCUGCGAGAGGGCGUCGAUGUCUUCUUCGAGUGCAACAUCAAGUCGAAUCCGUGGAUCUACAAAGUCAGCUGGCGACAUAAUGGCGCCAUACUGGAGAAUAAUCCCGCCGAGGGCAUCGUCGUGGCCAAUCAAAGUCUAGUGCUGCAGAACGCGAGCCGGGCCAGAACGGGCAUCUACACCUGCGUUGGCAGCAACCGCGAGGGCGACGGCGAGAGCAAUCCCGUUCAGCUGGACAUUCGCUUUGCGCCCGUUUGCCGUGCCGGACAGCGCACCACGUACAGUUCGGGCCGCCAUGAGACCGUUAAAGUUGCAUGCGAAAUCGAUGCGAAUCCCGCGGAGGCAACAUACGUCUGGAAAUUCAAUGCAACGCAGGGCGAGACAGCUGAUAUACCCGCAUCGCUGGUGGCCGUCGACCGCGGCCGCAGUGUGGCCCACUACACGCCCAUGGUGGAGAACGACUACGGCACACUCCUGUGCUGGGCCAGCAACGAAAUUGGCGAUCAAAGCGAGCCCUGCGUGUACACAAUAGUGCCAGCAGGCGAACCGGAUCCAUUGUUGAACUGCACGCUGCUCAAUCAGACAUCGUCCGGCUUUCAAAUCGAGUGCGUUGAGGGCUUCGAUGGUGGCCUGCCGCAGGACUUUAUCAUGGAGGUUUACAUGAACGGAACGACGCGCUAUCCCAAAAUUUACAAAUCAAAGAAGCCCUACUUCGAGGUGAGCGGCCUGCAGCCGGGCAUGGGCUACAAUGUCUUCCUUAUAGCGCACAACAGCAAGGGGCGCAGCAAUGCGACUAUAUUGCAGGUCUACACGCUGAAGGAUCCGGAGAAGCAAACGGUUCAAAUAACAUUUACCAGAUCCUAUCAAGCUUUUAAGCCUGCCCAUGGCAGUCAACCGACAGCAACAACAACAACAAAAACAACAGCUACAGCAACACACAGCACAUCAAAGGCAACCACAAGCGAUUGCAUAUGCGACGAGGAUGAGUUUAUGGGCGUGGGCAAAGGGGCGUACGAUGAAGACCUAUCGCUGGCCAAUGGGCCCCUCAUCGAGGACAUCCGGCCAUUCCUUGGCAUACUGGCCGGCAUUGUGGGCAGUUUAUUUCUGGUGGCACUCAUCAUCGUGGUGGUGGUGCGGGUUCGCGGCUCGUCGGGACGCGAUCGCAAUAAUUACUCGCAUCCGGGCAACGGGGGCAGCAGCAGCACCGCCAACGGCAACGGCAACCUCGGCAUUCUCGGCAGCAACAACAAUGGCAGCCUGGGCAUCGGCACACUGGCGCACAAUGGUGGCCAAUCAGUGCAGGAUAUGCAUCGCAUCGGCCGGGAGACGUGCCACGUGACGAGCAGCCUGGACAGCAUUGAUAAGAAUCCGGACAUAAUACCGCAAGAUGGCCACGACGUGGACGACGAGUGGACAACAAAGGGCCACAAUCGUGCCUAUGCCACGGCCGCAUUGGCCGAGCAGAACGCCGUGAUAACCUCCACAACCUACGAUCACAUCAUGCCCACGUAUGCCGUGGUCGACAAAAAGACUGGCCCGCCCACAGCCCACGGCCAGUACAUACAAUAUAAUACGCUUAUACCCGUUGGCAAAAUGGGCGCUUAUGCCAAUCAGCAGCAGCAGCAACAGCAGCAGCAGCAGCAGCAGCAACAACAGCAGCAGCAGCAGCAGCACCAACAGAAGACUGAGCUCAGCUAUAGCGAGCUGGCUGGUGCCCCACUGGUGGGCAAUGCCGUUGGCGUUGGCGGCGUCCAGCGCCUGACGCCCUAUUGCAGCGCCACCUUGGGACGGCCGAGGCAGACGGACCUGAAGCGAGCCGAGCCGAACAUCUACUCGCAGAUCGAUCUGGCACAUCACCCCAUGUACUCAACGAGUCCCAUGUUUGGAACGAACAGCACCAUCACCGGUGUCACCAUGUCGCAUCCAUCACAAUUGGCCACCUUCUCGCCCACGCCGCCGCCGCCCAUAUUUGCGCACAGCGUGGUAGCCACGGGAGAUGGGCUGCUGCAGCCGGUGACGUGCAUGGGACUGGUGGCCACAUCCUCGACAGCCGCGCCCGGCAAUGGGCCCGUCGUUCAGCAGCAUCAGCAGCUCCAGCAGCAGCAGCAGCAGCAGGCAGCGGCCAACGGCGCUGGCGGAAACGGAAGCAUCGUUGGCGUCGGAGUCGGCGUCGGCGUCGGCAUGAGCCUUUAUGGCAGCGAUGUGGCCAAGCCGCAGCACUUGAAGACCGUGCCGGAGGAGCUGCACCACCAGCUGAACGGCGACGAGAUGCUCAUUAGCCAGGAUCGCAAUCAUGGCACGGGUACACGAUUUUGACGCUGAGUGCUGAUAGCCGAGCAGCAGUCGAUGAUCUAAGCCGACAACAAAUCAAAUCAAAUCAAAUCGAAUCGAAUCGAACCUGGGCGAGAAGUUAGUAAAAGAUGAAAUUGACUAUAAGUUAUGUGAUGUGCGCUGGAUGAAUUGAGAUAGAAAACUGAAUUCAAGCUGCCAGCAAAGCAUUUAGCGUGGAGGUUGACAUUGAAUACUGAGCGAUUGGGUAGCACUUUUUAAUGCAUCAAAGGAAGACGACGACGAAAAUGCGCCAAAUAAUGUAAAAUAACAAACAAAAAAUUAUAACAAUAAAUAUGCAUGUAAAAUGUUAAGAAA
Molecule: messenger RNA, 4565 nt
Organism: Drosophila mojavensis
Lineage: Eukaryota; Metazoa; Arthropoda; Insecta; Diptera; Drosophilidae
Product: nephrin
Exons: 21
Coding region: 753-4235 (1160 amino acids)
Molecular function (GO): protein binding
Source: RefSeq, a predicted model, not a curated record